This is a messenger RNA of Oikopleura dioica, 1410 nucleotides long. Lineage: Eukaryota; Metazoa; Chordata; Appendicularia; Copelata; Oikopleuridae. The record is from the annotation of a GenBank genome assembly.
AUGGGCAAGUUUAGCAAGGCACUUUUUAUCUUCCGCAGAGACUACAGACUCUUCGACAAUACAGGAUGGAUUGCGGCGGGGAAGGCGUCGGAAAAAAUCAUUCCAGCCUUCAUCUUCACCCCUGAACAGAUAGAUGAUUCGAAGAACAGCUACAAGAAUCACAACUGCGUGCAAUUCAUGAUCGAGUCGCUCAAGGAUCUUGACCAACAGCUUUCCGGCAACUUGAACCUCUUCUACGGAGACAAUGCAGAAGUUGUUUCGCACAUGAUUGACGAGUUUGGAGUCGAAGCUGUCUACGUCAACGCAGACUACACUCCCUAUUCGAAGAAACGCGAUCGUGAAAUUGAAGGAAUUUGCGAGAAGAAUGGCAUUCCCUUUGUCUCAUCUCAUGACAUGUGUCUCGUUGAUCCAGGAAAAAUCGCUCUCAAGGAAGGCACAAAAUUUGAGCCUUCUUUUUUCAACAAAGUGAUGGAACUGAGAAAGACCAAGUCGCGACCGGCUCCAGAAGUGCCUACUGAAAAGAUUCCGAAAUCGAAAUACUCAAUUGACUGGAAAAGAACGAUGAACUUCUACGAUCCGAACGACAAGAUUGAGCUCAAGGGAGGGCGAUCUAUCGCACUAGAGAUCAUCGAGAGAGUAAAGACGGACAAGUUUCAAAAGCAGUACGGAUGUGUGCCCACAGCAUUUCGAGAGGGAACAUUUCCGAAAAUGAAGACGACAGAACUGGCGGCGUAUCUAAGAUUCGGAUGCGUGUCUAGCAGGGAAGUUGUUGAGGAAUGGGAAAAGCUUAACAAACGUAUGCUGAUCACCCAAACGAUUCGACGCGACUACUGGGUACACAUGUUCCAUAACUUUCCACACCAGAUGGGCAUCGGGGAGCCCGGUAAGUGUCUCAAACUCAAGUUUGAAGACGUCAAGUGGAAUGAACGCCAAAACGAGUUGUUCGCUGCGUUUGAAGAUGCUCGCACUGGCUUCCCAUUCAUCGAUGCGAUGGUGACGGAGUUGAAGACGCGUGGCGACGUUCGUCACUGGGCCCGACUCUGCUUGGCAAACUUUCUGACGAAGAUCCUCCACGUGGACUGGCGCAAGGGCGAAAAAUUCUUCGCCCUUCACCUUAUCGACUACGAUCCGAUUGUAAAUAACGGCAACUGGCAGUACUGCGGUGGCACCGGCACUGGCAUCGCGCAUCGACCCGAUAUCUACAACCCCUGGAACCAAAGCAAAAAGUUCGAUAAAAGUGGCGAGUACAUCCAAAAGUGGCUUCCGUUUCUCAAGAAAGUCGGCGCCGCACACCUUCAUUCUUGGGAUGACAAGCACAAACUUUACAACCUCGACAAGAUGGACUACGUCAAGCCAGUGGUGGACUACGCCAAAGCGAGAAACUAUACUCUCACUAUGUUCAAAGUCUAG